AGUAAUAAGCCAUGGGGCAUGAACGCAUGAUGGCUUUCAGUCUCUCACUCUCAGUCUCAUAACACAGUAGCACCGUCAGCGCGCCUGUUCUUUCUGUAUUUGAGUUUUUGACUACGUAAAUCGGUGAAAAAUUCCCAAACUUAUUCAGGUUUUUAUGAAGUCGGUAAUUUUUUUCUGUGACUGCUAAAAUAAUGUUUGUUUUAUAGGCUUAAUACGACAUACGUAAUACCUACCCAAGUCGGCAAGUCCCACCUCAGGCCUCCCAAGUUACUUGAAAGUUGAAAUAUUUACGCAUAUUGAUAUUUGUUAGAAUUGUUACUAGGUGCCAGGACUAAUUGAACUUGAAGUGUCUCUCAAUGGCUACUUCAGAGAAUGAGGAAGAAACACUUGAUGCAAGACUAAAAGUUGCUGGACUGUGGGAAGAAGGCCUUUCAUUGGAUGAAAAACGCCAGUAUUGUAACUUUCUCAUCGAGUCCUGCAGCUCGGCAAAGAGAGAUGAGCAGCGCCGGCAAUGGCAGCAGAAUGAAGAGCUUGCAUCUCAUGACAAGUCCAGCAUUGAACCAAAUGAUGCUGGUGUCAAAUCCCGUAAAAUUUUACAAAAAGUGCCGGCUGCAAGUGAAGAAAAGAAAAAGGUUGAGACAAGUGAUGAUACCAGUAAUGAAUCUGCCCAAUCCAUCAAAACAAUUGGUGGCAAGAAGCAAGAGGAUGUCUCUCUAGAAUCAACUUCUGCUGACUCAUUUCAUUCUGUAAAUGAAACGUUUUCUGAUGACUCAUUUCUAAAUGAAACGUUUUCUGAUGACUCAUUUCAUUCUGUAAAUGAAACGUUUUCUGAUGAAAUUGAAUAUAAAGAUGAAAAUUCCAAAUCUGUAGAUCAGCCAGCACAAAAGCAGACCAAUGUUACACUUGAUGCUGGAGAACAAUCGCUGUUGAGAGCCAACUUGUCUUGUGUAGAUUCAAUUAAUGAAGUAACUCUCACUGCUAGCAGAGGGAUGAACAAUCCGUCUCCUAAGUCAUCUCCAAAAGAUGGAAAAUAUGACAGUAAUUGUGCAUCUUCUAGUUUGUUUGUGAAUAUGAACAGUAGAAUGCCUUCUUGGGAAAUUGUGGAAAAAUACCCCCAAAGAAUAAAUGAUAUCAGGUUCAGAGAUUUGUCACAUUACAAUUCAGCUUCAGAAGAAACCCGCGCUAAGAUGUACAAGGAAGUAUUAGAAUCACUAACCAAGACCAGUUAUGCUAUAGCUGAAUCAUUGCGGGAGCCAAACAAGCCAAUGCCUUGGAAAAGAGUGAUCAAGCCACCGCGGAUCCAUGAAAAAAAUGAUAAAGAAAUUUCGUUUGCAGCAGAAGGUGCUUACUCAUUGAGGAAGCGCCGCACCGCUCAAAAGCAUCAUUUUGUUAGUUCUUCUGUAGAAGAAGAAAUGGAUGAGCUUCCAGAAAUAGAGCAAAUAGUGCAAUCAAAAGACAACGAGUGGAUUCCAAGAAGUCAUACGAGUGGCAGGAAAAUAAAAAGGGCAGACAAAGUCUGCCAGCCGCCAAAGACAAGCUCGCGGACCCCUCUUACUGAGUGCCAAAGCAGUGAUGACGGAGAAAAACGACCAAUCGCGACUGGAGCACUUCCCACUGCUAAGAUGUUGUGCCGGUCUCCCAUGGUAAAUAUUUCUAAGCCGUCAAACAAAGCUUUGCAGCCGUCAAGUGUUGAGGCCUGCGGUAGCAACGUUACCUCCAAAUCAUCGACCACGAUGUCGCAGGAUGAAAUCAGGGCUCACCAUCUGGAGGUGCUCGCCCUGGCAGAUCGCCGCCGGCUAUUGGAAGAAAGCCAAGGUUCAAAGAGCCGAACUUCGAAUGAUGAAGGAGAUAACUCGGUCCAGUGUCCGAUUUGUACCUCUUACUUCUCGCAAGGCAAAAUCGAGAGUCACGCCUCCUCGUGUAAUGGCGAAAUUAUCACGCGGGCGCAGACACUUCAGCGGCAGCUAAGGGCGCAUAAGAGCUACGCUGCUAAAUCCAAAACGCAAUCAUCGGGGAACGUUACAACUAUCGAUAGCGACCCUGAUGAUGUUGACGAAACCGAGGUUCUGAGCGCUCGUGCCACGCGGACGAACACUUCAAACCUUCCUAGGUCUUCUGGUGUGGCCGAAUUCACUCCAGUUGACGGUAACGUUAUAAACGAUCCAAGAAAUUGA
Messenger RNA from Hyalella azteca, 2174 nucleotides. RefSeq lists its product as uncharacterized. The transcript has 7 exons. The coding region runs from base 357 to 2174 and encodes 605 amino acids. Lineage: Eukaryota; Metazoa; Arthropoda; Malacostraca; Amphipoda; Hyalellidae. The record is from RefSeq and is a predicted model, not a curated record.